UAACAAAGUUUUCACCUUUAUGUUGAAUUUGGGUAUAUGAGGGUUUGUUUCAUAGAAAAAAAUUUGUGGGGUUUGAGUUUUGAAGUCAUUUCUUGAUUACCCAACUUGUGUUUCUUGAAUUUUUUGUUAAAAAACCUUUCUUGAUUGAUUUAGCCAUAAGAAGAAAUGAAAGGGGAUAGAAUGGCAAAAAGAUCAUCUUUUGGAAGCAUUGUGAGGAAGAGGUUAUCAGAUAUAACAAAUUCUCUUCCACAAACACAGCAAAAAUCGCCUAUCGAUGUCGAUAAGGUUUCGCCUGAUGUUUCUUCAAUGAAGGACUACAUUAAUCAUCUUGCCAAAGAAAAUGUUGCAUUGGUGAAAAUUGUUCAAGAAAAGAACAAGAUUAUAGAGCUGAGUGGACUUGAGCUUCAAAAAAUGAGGAUUCAUCUACAAAAAAUGCAGCUACAAAACUGGAAUCUUGCUCAAUCGAAUAGUCAUAUGUUGGCGGAACUCAAUUUGAGCAGAGAUAAGAUGAAAUCGCUACAACAUGAGCUGGUUUGCAAAGAAGUACUACUUAAAUCGCGGACGUUAGAAGAGUUGCAGGAACAAGAACAACAAAAGGACCAGCCAACAAAUGACUUGCAGGAUGAAGAGUUUAUGGAUAUGGACUCUCAGUUGAACAAACAUAGCAAGCCUAAAAAUGGUAACAGACGCCAGCGUGCUACAAGAAGUCAAUCUAUGGGCCAUUCAACAACAUCUCAACAAGCUGCAGAAAAAGAAGCAGCAGAAAACAAAAGGCGAUGUUUGAGAAGAAAGUCUACUAAUUCCAAAAACCAACAGCCAGAACCGGCAGCAGAGGACUUGUUUGAAUUAGAAGGCCUUGCUGUACCCUUUAACAGCCCGGUUCACAUAGACGGUUUUGUUCUAUCGCCUUUAUCUGGCAUUGAGGAAGUGAAACAUGACAAGGAAAAUGUAGCUCAACUUUCACGAAGGUCUUCUAUUGGAAGACCAUCGCGUAAAGCAGCCGAAAAGGUCCAGUCCUACAAGGAGAUUCCAGUUAACAUCAAAAUGAGAAGAGUUGCAUGAGCUUUAUAGAGCUUGAAGAGAAUAUUUAACUCCAUAAUGUAAUGUAAGCUGUGUUUAUUCUAUGUUAACCUGUUUUGUGACACCAUUGAUUGUUCUGUAUAUGGAUGUAUUUAAAACA
Molecule: messenger RNA, 1180 nt
Organism: Solanum verrucosum
Lineage: Eukaryota; Viridiplantae; Streptophyta; Magnoliopsida; Solanales; Solanaceae
Product: SHUGOSHIN 2
Exons: 9
Coding region: 166-1062 (298 amino acids)
Biological process (GO): maintenance of meiotic sister chromatid cohesion; meiotic sister chromatid segregation
Cellular component (GO): chromosome, centromeric region; nucleus
Source: RefSeq, a predicted model, not a curated record